UUUAGUUGCUAAGACUGGAAUCAUUUUCAGAAAAUGGCUGGCGAACAAGGACUGCCGAAAAUACCCAACUUGCAAGUUGCUGAACUGAAGUUCAGGGUGCAACAGAACCCCCAGGAACUUGAGCACCUGAAAGCAGAUAUUUUGAAACUGAUUGAAGAAGAUGACAUGCUUCCUUUUUACCAGUUGACUUGCAAAGAGCUCAACUGGAAAGAAGAUGCAACCUUGGUGGAAAAAUUGGAGGCCAAAAAUAAAGCUGAGCUAGAAAUCCUGGAUAAGAAAAUUUCAGACACGGAAGCCAAUUUAGGAGAAUCGGAUAUCCGCGAUGCAUACAUGGCCAAAGGGGAAUACCUAUGCAAAAUUGGUGAUAAAGAUGCCUGCCUGAGUCUGUUUCGAACUAUUCUCGACAAGUCACUGGCGCUCGGACAAAAGCUAGAUGUUGUAUUUUACUGUAUUAGACUAGGACUGUUUUACAUGGAUACGGAUCUGGUUGAAAGGAAUCUGGAUAAAGCAAAAGGACUGGUCGAAAAAGGCGGAGACUGGGAUAGAAGAAACAGACUGAAGGUCUACGAAGGGGUUUUCCACAUGUACAAUAGAAAUUUCGAAAGCGCAAUUGAUCUGUUCCUUGAUGCGGUGAGCACUUUCACCUCGACCGAGAUUAUGUCAUACGAUGAGUUUGUGAGAUAUACUGUGUACAUGGCUAUGGUUACACUUCCCAGAGUCGAAAUCAAGUCUAAAGUAAUCGACAAUGACGAAAUCCAACAACGUCUUAACUGCAGCCUCCCAGAUACCAAACAGUAUGUGACAUCACUGUAUGAGAGCGACUAUGCUUCUUUCUUCGAGAGUUUGUUUGAUGUGGAAUCGUUUAUGAAGCUGGAUAGAUAUCUGUACAAGCAUUACAGGUACUACAUCAAAGAGGUAAGAAUCAUUGCCUAUUCGCAGAUUCUGCAAUCGUACAGAUCGGUGACGUUGCAGUACAUCGCAGACGCGUUCAAUGUUUCGGUGCCUUUCAUCGAUAAAGAACUGGCGAGGUUCAUUGCGGCAAAUCGGCUGCCAUGUAAAAUCAAUAAAGUUCGUGGCAUUGUUGAGACGACAAGACCGGACAGCAAGAACUACCAGUAUCAACAGCUGAUCAAACAGGGGGAUCACUUGUUGAACAAGAUCCAGAAGCUCAGUAGAGUCAUUAAUUUGUAGAUGGGAAAGCAAAGCAGAGAAUUGAGUCCUAAAUUGAGCUUGAUGAGACCUCCUAUGUGUACACUGAAUGAUGUUUAUGAGAUAGAUAUUAAAAUAGUUGUGUUAUGUUGUGAAA
Messenger RNA from Symsagittifera roscoffensis, 1306 nucleotides. RefSeq names its product 26S proteasome non-ATPase regulatory subunit 6-like. NCBI's taxonomy places the organism in Eukaryota, Metazoa, Xenacoelomorpha, Acoela, Convolutidae. The record is from RefSeq and is a predicted model, not a curated record. Gene Ontology annotation, biological process: proteasome-mediated ubiquitin-dependent protein catabolic process. Gene Ontology annotation, cellular component: proteasome regulatory particle. The coding region runs from base 34 to 1191 and encodes 385 amino acids. The transcript has a single exon. Gene Ontology annotation, molecular function: protein binding.